Arabidopsis arenosa is the source of this 2782-nucleotide messenger RNA. Lineage: Eukaryota; Viridiplantae; Streptophyta; Magnoliopsida; Brassicales; Brassicaceae. The record is from the annotation of a GenBank genome assembly.
AGGCCCAUACUCUUCUUAAGUCGGUUCGGGUUAUAUCGGGUCAAUUUAGACAAAUCGGGUUGUAUUUUUCACACUGUUUUCGCGGCAAUGGGAACUUUGUGAAACUAUGUUUCUUUUUUCUUCAUCGUCUUCACAAUUACGCAAGAUUUUCCCGCCGAUUUUCUCUGUGUUUGUGAAGCUGAAUCGUCUGAACUCUCGUGGGUUUUCGUCUGAUUCUGCUAAAGCCCUCGUCGCCGGUAUCUCUAAAGCAAUUAAAGAAGGAAACUUUAACUUAUUAGAUUCUGUCUACGGUUCAAAUUCGCAUCGAAACGAGACGAAUUUGGUCCUUCUUUCGCUUGAAUCAGAACCCAAUUCUGCGUUAGAGUACUUUCGAUGGGCAGAGAUGUCUGGAAGGGAUCCUUGUUUCUAUACCAUUGCUCAUGUUUUGAUACGAAAUGGGAUGUUCGAUGUUGCAGAUAAGGUGUUCGAUGAAAUGAUUUUCAAUCGUGGAAAUCCUUUCCACGUUCUGGGUUCGAUUAGGGAUAGGUCAAUGGAGUUUUAUUUGAACCAUGGUGAUGUUUGCCGGUUUUUGAUGGAAUGUUGUUGUAGAUAUGGUAUGGUUGAUGAGGCUAUGAAGAUAUUUGUGUAUAGUACUCAAUUGGGUGUAGUUAUACCGGAGGAUUCUGUAUAUAGGAUGCUAAAUUCUUUGAUUGAUGCUUCUCGUAUUGACUUAAUAGCUGAUCAUUUUGAUAAACUAUGUAGUGUGAGAGCUCAUGGAUUUGUGUUGGAUGCUCUUUUCCGAAAAGGAGAGGCUACAAAGGCUUUAGAUUUUCACCGACUAGUGAUGGAGAGAGGUUUUCGUGUUGAUGUAGUUUCUUGUAAUAAGAUUUUAAAGGGUCUUUCGGUUGAUCAGAUAGAGGUAGCUUCUCGGUUGUUACGUUUGGUGUUGGAUUGUGGUCCGGCACCUAAUGUGGUGACUUUUUGUACGUUGAUUAAUGGGUUUUGCAAAAGAGGUGAAAUGGAUAGAGCAUUUGAGCUUUUUAAAGUUAUGGAACGGGAAGGAAUAGCACCAGACUUGAUCGCUUACAGCACUCUGAUUGAUGGAUGCUUCAAAGCAGGGAUGUUAGGAAUGGGUCAUAAACUUUUCUCGCAGGCCUUACAUAAAGGUGUGUAUUUGGACGUGGUUGUGUUCAGUUCAACGAUUGAUGUUUAUGUAAAAUUUGGGGAUUUAGCAACAGCGUCUGACGUGUACAAGAGAAUGUUGUGUCAAAGGAUUUCCCCUAAUGUGGUUACUUACACCAUUCUCAUAAAAGGCUUGUGCCAGGAUGGUAGGAUUUACGAGGCUUUUGGUAUAUAUACUCAGAUCUUGAAACGUGGUCUGGAGCCAUCCGUUGUAACUUAUAGCAGUCUCAUUGAUGGUUUUUGCAAGUGUGGGAACUUGAGAUCCGGGUUUGCUUUGUAUGAGGAUAUGAUAAAGAUGGGUUAUCCACCUGAUGUUGUCAUCUAUGGUGUGCUUGUCGAUGGCCUUUGCAAGCAAGGGCAGAUGCUCCAUGCUUUGAGAUUCUCUGUUAAGACUCUAGGCCAGUCGGUCCGGCCCAAUGUUGUAGUUUUUAAUUCCUUAAUAGAUGGCUGGUGUAGGUUAAAUCGUCUUGACGAGGCCUUGAAGGUGUUUAGAUUAAUGAGGCUAUAUGGUAUAGAACCUGAUGUAGCCACAUUCACCACGCUUAUGAGGGUGUCUGUCAUGGAAGGUAAAUUAAAAGAGGCAUUAUUUCUAUUUUUCCGGAUGUUCAAAAUGGGUUUGGAACCUGAUGCUGUAGCGUUCUGUACCCUAAUGGAUGCAUUCUGCAAGCAUAUGAAGCCAACCAUUGGGCUUCAGCUUUUUGAUCUUAUGCAGAGGAAUAAAAUUCCUGCGGACAUCGCAGUAUGUAAUGUUGUUAUUAAUUUGCUUUUCAAAGGACAAAGCGUGAAGGAGGCUUCUAAGUUCUUCAAUAAUCUUCUUGAAGGAAAGAUGGAGCCUGAUAUUGUGACAUAUAACACAAUGAUAUGCGGCUACUGCUCUUUGAGAAGGUUAGAUGAAGCAGCGAGGAUUUUCGAGAUGCUAAAAUUUACACCUUUUGGACCCAACGCCGUUACUUUGACUAUACUUAUCCAUGCACUCUGUAAAAAUAAUGAUAUGGAUGGUGCUAUAAGGAUGUUCUCCAUAAUGACGGAAAAGGGCCCUAAACCGAAUGUUGUCACAUACGGUUGUCUAAUGGAUUCGUUUUCAAAAUCCGUCGAUAUUGAAGGUUCUUUCAAGCUUUUCGAGGAUAUGCAGGAGAAAGGUAUAUCUCCAAGCAUAAUCAGUUAUAGCAUCAUAAUCGACGGUCUUUGCAAACAGGGAAGAGUGGAUGAAGCAACAAAUAUCUUCCAUCAAGCCAUAGAUGCAAAGAUAUUGCCUGAUGUUGUUGCCUACGCAAUUCUCAUUCGUGGUUGUUGCAAGGUUGGAAGACUCGUUGAAGCUGCGUUCUUGUAUGAACAUAUGUUAAGAAAUGGAGUCAAACCAGAUGAUUUGCUGCAACGAGCCCUUUCAGAAUAUAAUCUCCCAAAAUGGUUGAUGAACAAAGGGGUCUGGGUACACGAUAAACCGAUGCCUGAUUAAGGAGUGAGUGUGCUUCAUUACUGGUGAGCUCUUUAAAAUACAUAUCUGGUUUACAGAGGAAUCAAAUGUACGAUGUUGUCCAUGUGGAAGUCUAAGGAGAAGAAAUUAAUAAAUAUAUGUUGAUUCGAGCUUUUAGUUAGACAGACAUAAAAGAGUUUGGUCAGU